Molecule: messenger RNA, 7107 nt
Organism: Lentinula edodes (shiitake mushroom)
Lineage: Eukaryota; Fungi; Basidiomycota; Agaricomycetes; Agaricales; Omphalotaceae
Product: glycoside hydrolase family 13 and glycosyltransferase family 5 protein
Exons: 19
Coding region: 1-7107 (2368 amino acids)
Biological process (GO): fungal-type cell wall (1->3)-alpha-glucan biosynthetic process
Cellular component (GO): fungal-type cell wall
Molecular function (GO): alpha-1,3-glucan synthase activity
Source: RefSeq, a predicted model, not a curated record
AUGGCUCUGGUUAUAGGGCUCCUUGUCCUCUCUUCACUUUUCUCUCUUCCUAGCGUCGUUCACGCCUCGCCAUACAACGAACAACUUAUCCAAUACAACCUCAACCUUAAUAAAACCGCUACCUCACCACUCGACUACUACACCAACCGCACAAAUACUACAUACACUCCAUCUCCAUCUAACUGGCGUUCUCUCCCAAUAUACACCGUUCUCCUCGAUAAAUUUGCCAACGGAGAACCGUCCAACGAUGACUUUUUCAAGACGCCGUAUGAAUCCGAUUGGAGAGAGACGCAGUUGCGGUUUGGCGGUGAUCUGAAGGGAAUGGGUGAUGAUCGAAUGUUGGAUUAUCUGCAGGGAAUGGGUGUUCGGGUGAUCUACGUUGCUGGGACAAUUUUCUUGAACGAGAUUUGGGAGGCAGAUGGUUAUUCUCCGUUGGAUUUUUCCGUGCUCGACCCGCAUUGGGGUACAUGGGAUGAGUGGGUAGAAACAAUCGAUAAGAUCCACGCUAGAGGAAUGUAUUUCAUGGCAGAUUUCACGGUCGGAACUAUGAGUGAUUUGAUUGGGUUCAAAGGAUUCCUCAAUACAACUGCGCCCUUUUCAUUAUCCGAGUACGACGCCGAAUAUUUGAAACCUGGCUACAUACCUUGGAAUUUCACGGAUUAUAAAGAUUUUCAAAUCUCGAACGAUCGUAACACAUCCUGCGUCCUCCCCCAAUUCUGGAACGACGAUGGCACCCUCAUCGUCAACAUAACCUCUAAUGGGUGCCUCGAAUCUGACUUUGACCAUUACGGCUCCAUUGAAGCUUUCGGUGUGUUCCCUGACUGGCAGCGCCAGCUGUCGAAAUUCGCUGGAGUCCAGGACCGAUUGAGGGAAUGGAAGCCGGGAAUGAUAGACAAGUUGAAAAUGUUUAGCUGUAUGGUUAUACAGGCAUUGGAUAUAGAUGCAAUUAGAGUGGAUAAAUCGUUGCAGGUGACAUUGGAGGCACUGGCAGAGUGGAGUAAUGCGACAAGGGAGUGUGCGAUUGGUGUCGGGAAGGAAAAUUUCUAUAUCGCGGGUGAAGUCACAGGAGGCGAUACCUUUGGCGCAUUGUACCUCGGUCGCGGCCGUACGCCGAGCAUGCGUCCCGACUCUAUCGCUACAGCAGCCAACGUCACUUCAUCUGACGCCCAGUAUUUCCUUCGUCCAGAGGGUUACAACGCUCUCGAUGGAUGUGCUUUCCACUACUCCAUCUAUCGUUCCUUGACGUCGUUUCUCGGCAUGGAUGGUAACCUCCAAGACGCGUACGACCUUUCUUCGGACUCUUUUAUCACAGCCUGGAACGAGAUGUUCGUUAACGACGAUUUCAUCAACUCCAACACUGGUGUGAUUGACCCACGGCAUAUGUUUGGCACAAGUAACUUCGACGUGUUUAGAUGGCCUAGUCUGAGCGAUGGUGCGAGGAGAGGGAUGUUAGGCGCGUUUGUUACAGGGAUGCUCAUGCCGGGAGUUGUUAUGUAUUACUACGGAGAAGAACAAGAUUUCUAUACAUACGACUCCACGGCGAACAAUUAUCUCUAUGGCCGUCAAGCAAUGGUCUCCUCCCGUGCCUGGCUCAACCACGGCUGCUAUCACCUCGGUUCUCAACAAUAUUUCAACAUGCCUCUCUCCCGCUCUCUCCUCGGCUGCUCCGAUCCUUCCGUCUCCCUCGACCACUUCGAUCCUACCGCUCCCACUCGUCAUCUCUUCACUCAAUUUAAUUUCCUUCGUAGUACCUACACCGCGCUUCAAGACGGGUUUACUUUAACACAGUUGGGUAAUUGGACAUAUGAGAUUCAAAGGCCUGGAUCAGGAGGUGUGAGUACGGAGAUGGGGUUAUGGAGUAUUUCAAGGGAAGGAAUGCAGAACGUGCAAGUACUCAAUGGGACACACAAUGGAACUGUCUGGAUGUUCAUGACGAAUGAGAACGUCACGAAGAGUUAUGACUUCAAUUGCUCGACGAAUCCGGAUUGGAUCAAAGCUCCGUACCCUGUUGAACCUGGGAACUCCACAGGUGCUGUAGUACGGAAUUUGCUCUACCCGUUCGAGAACUACACUCUUCAGGCCUCGCUCUCGCCGUACUUUAACGAUGGCAACGCUCCAUAUUUCGGAUGUUUAGAAAGCAUCACGAUGGACCCGUAUGGAUUCAAGGUUCUGGUGGUGGAUAGUGAUUGGGUAGGGGCACCGCCGGUGUUGACAUUGUUCACUCCUGGGCAUGAUGCGAGACUUCUUUCAGCGUCAUCUAGUUCGAACGGGUUGGAUAAUGUGGAUAUAUCGCUCGGGUUCAACUUGGAUAUGGACUGCGACAGUGUGACGAACUCUAUAACCUUGAAUAUGUCCACCUCAGGACAUGGGUCAGCUCCUUUGAUUGGAAAUGUCAGCUGCUUGUCGGUUAGUCCUUUUAAUUCAACAGGCCUGUCGGGUGUGCCUCAAACAGCCUGGGUCUGGAAUGCUACUUUGACGAAUUUCCCGGACGGGCUGUUGACGAUUACGGUAGCCAAUCCGACAUCAGCUGUAGGAAUUGAAACUGGGGCAACAGACCAUCUCAUCCUUAGAAAAGGCCAAUCAGGAAACGUCAUGGUCUUCCCAGACAGUGAUUACAACAACUCUGCCUUAACAUUUGCUGACAAUGAAUACAAGUACACCCACUCUGCAUUUGGCGCUGACCAAUUUCGGUAUUCGAUGGAUUUUGGGCAGACGUGGACGAAUUGGACUGAAUGGGAGGAUUUGACGAGUCUGAAUACCUCAUUCUUCGCGGGCUCGAACAUGUUCUGGGAUGGGGUUCAUGUUAUGAUUCAAUAUUGGAGCCAAGCUACGAUGACUACUGAAAACGUUGUUCAAGCUGACGCGGGAGGAUAUACCGGUCCGCCUCGACGAGUUCCUCAGUUCCUCGCUCGAGGAGAUUUCAAUGAAUGGGGAAAUAAUCAAGGGGUCGAUAGCCAAUUCACCCUAAAUACGGCUUCCUCUUCGUCCCUGAGUACGGGUAGCAGUGGCAACUUAUGGGAGCUAAAGAUAAUGGCUGCUUGGCCUACAUUUGUCCAGUUGAAUGUCUGGGGAUUCGACGUAGCAGACUAUUACUACGGCGAUACAGAUGGCGAUGGAGUCCUAGACCGUCUUCCUCCCAAUACCGAGGCACCAAAUUAUGUCAACAUGUCCGCCCCGCCGUAUCCGUACCUCUCUUGGUCUAUUCUCGUAGAUGACACCACUAUGCGAUGGACCCUUCAGCCAAGAGGUCGUUCAGCAAUCAGUAUGGUCGUCUACAGCCUCUUGGUGUCUGUCCCUUUGAUCACUGCAACUCUUGCGGUGCUGAUCUUCAUGAUCGCCUUCUAUGGCGUGGAGCACAAUAAGUAUGGCGUUGCAUUAAAAUCCAAGUAUCUUCCUGUCUUCUGGGAUCGCAAGGCCCAGACGGUCACCGAUCUCAAUAGCGAAUUGGGUUUAGUUGAUGAGAAGCUGGUGAAUGCCGCUCAUGACAAGAAAGGUAAACAUCUUGCUAUAGGCUGGCCGGAGGACACAAACAAGACACGCAGGACGGUUCUAAUUGCGACGCUCGAAUACGAAAUCAUCGACUGGAAGCUCAAAGUCAAGAUCGGCGGGCUAGGCGUGAUGUCUAGUUUGAUGGGAAAAGCCAUGACCGACGUUGACCUGAUCUGGGUCGUUCCCAAGGUCAAAGACUUGGAAUAUCCCGCAGGCGACCCUGACGAUCCUAUCGAGGUCGUCAUCUUCAAUGAAACCUAUCUCGUCGACGUCGAGGUCCACGUCUUUGACCAUAUCACCUACGUGAUCAUCGACUCCCCUGUAUUUCGGGCUCAGACAAAGGCGGAUCCGUAUCCAUCACGGAUGGAUGAUCUUAGCUCUGCGAUUUUUUAUUCCACAUGGAACCAAGCCAUCGCAGCGACUAUCCGUCGGUACCCUCAUAUUGACAUCUACCAUAUCAACGACUAUCAUGGUGCUUUGGCACCCAUCUACCUCCUACCCAAAGUUUUUCCUGUUUGUCUGUCUCUGCAUAAUGCAGAGUUUCAAGGCUUAUGGCCGUUAAGGACGAAGGAGGAGAUGAGGGAGGUUUGCUCAGCUUUCAAUAUCUCCAAAAAACAUUGUGUCAAAUAUGUUCAAUUCGGAAACACUUUUAAUCUGCUACACGCCGCUGCAGAGUUUGUAAGCUUGCAUCAAAAAAGCGUGGGUGUUGCAGGAGUGUCAGAUAAAUAUGGAAAGAGGAGCUGGGCUAGAUAUCCCGCACUGUGGACUCUUAAACAUGUCGACUCUUUACCCAAUCCUGACCCUACCGAUAUUGCUGCGUUGGAUGAGAAACCAAUCAAAUCAAAAGGGGUGAAAGUCGAUAGGAUAGCGGAGAAGGCCCGCCCGGAGUCGAAGAGACAGGCACAAGAGUGGGCAGGGAUUGAGCAAAAUCCCAACUCGAAUCUUUUUGUGUUUGUUGGACGAUGGUCGAAGCAAAAGGGUGUUGAUUUGAUUGCAGAUGUUAUGCCUGGAUUACUAGAAAAAGAUGAAUCUAUCCAACUCAUUACAGUCGGUCCCGUCAUUGACCUUUAUGGACGACUCGCUGCGGAAAAGUUAUCACGGUUAAUGGAAAUGUAUCCUGGCCGUGUGUACUCGAAGCCUGAAUUUACAGCGCUCCCGCCAUAUCUGUUUAGCGGAGCCGAUUUUGCACUGAUUCCUUCCAGAGAUGAGCCUUUUGGAUUGGUCGCAGUUGAAUUUGGACGAAAGGGUGCACUAGGUGUGGGUAGUAGGCUUGGUGGAUUGGGAUUGAUGCCUGGAUGGUGGUUCCCUGUUGAAUCGAGCUCAACUUCGCAUAUGUUGUCACAACUCACGAAAACUAUCAAGAUGGCUUUGAAGUCAACCGAAGAAGAGCGUGCUUUCCUUCGUGCCCGGUCUGCAAUUCAACGGUUUCCCGUAGUAGAAUGGCGCCAACGUAUCGAAGACUUUCACCGUAGGAGUAUCAUAAUAAGUCGGGAACUUGCUAGAGCGAACGCAUGGAGACCAAGCGAUGGUUACGCAUUUUACGAAGCCGCAAAUGACCCGAACGAAUGGGAUCCAGAACUGGAGGUUUAUCACACAGGCCCUAGAUCAGGAAUCAGUAGUCGCAAUUCAAGCGCCAGGGUCUCGGUGGAGGCCUUGGUCCCCAUCACAAACACCAACGAACCUCUACAUCUUCAUCCUCCCUCUGAAUCCCACCAGGACAGUGAAAGCAACCGUAACUCUUACAUAUCUGAUCCCGGAGAUGAGCUUCAUGCCGCUCUAGACGGGGUUUCUGAGGCUCAACAAUCUACAGACUAUGAAAACUUUCUGGAACGAGUCAAUCGAAUGGUUGCACGGGACCGUCGAAGAGUACCUGAUCCUUUCCUUGACGGAAGUAGUACGAGGAUACGGCUUGGAGGACACUCCCGCACAGAAUCUUCGGAGUCGAUAGCAUCCAUCGUCGAGACCAAAUCGGAUUCUCCCUUGAAUAAGGCUAUCGCUUCGUUCACUGAUGCCGACGGUGGGGUUACUGCAGAGUUUGUCACCCGUUUAGGAAAUCUCAAUGCCAAGAAUUCCGAGCAUGGACUUUCAAUCGAGAAAUACUUGAUCAAAAGCGAAGAAGCAUUUUUCGACAAAGUGCGGCGCAAGAGAUUGUCUAGCGCCAGUGCGAGUAUCAAGUCCAAACGCUCCUCGUUCUGGGGAAGCAGUGACUCAUUGAGUGCAUCUUCUUUACCAAGCACUCCUGCCGAGGCCAUCCCGUUCAAUGAAUCUAUGGCGCUUCAGAAGACUCCUCCUGAAAUCCCGAUGAAUCGUCUCCAAAUUGCCCUUUCUCGCGAGAUCAAAGGAUGGCCCCUCUAUACUCUAGUCAUUGCUCUUGGCCAGAUGCUGAGUGCUACAAGCUUCCAGAUGACCCUUCUUACCGGACGAAAUUGGCAAAGCAACACUCAACUUUACAUCAUUGGGAGUAUUUUCCUCGUUGCUUCAACAGUCUGGUAUCCGCUCUGUCGUCUUAAACCUACACGUUACGCUCUCUCUCUACCCUGGAUUUUCUUCGGAAUCGCGUUUUUCCUGAUAGGAUUACCUUCCGUCAGUGGUUCUUUGCACAGUGCUCAUGCAAUGCUAUCAAACAUCGCGACGUGGUGCUAUGCUGUGGCGUCAGCGGCAGGGUUCUUGUUCUUUGCACUAAAUUUUGGAGAGGAAGCAGGUGCUGCGACGGAGAUUUGGGUACUCCGGGCUUGUAUAGUCCAAGGUUCGCAACAAAUCUGGGUAGCUGCCCUCUGGUACUGGGGAUACACAUUGAAUAAUGAGUCUGCAUCAUACACCCCGCCGUGGUGGCUGACUGUCAUCGUUUGGCCGUUGUCAUUCAUGAGUUUUUCUUUCGGUUUCAUUCUGUUCCAUGGUCUUCCAGAAUACUAUCGUCAAACUCCUCCUAAAGUAUCACACUUCCUUACAACAUUAUUUCGUCGAAAGCUUGUAAUCUGGUUCCUUGUUUCGGAAGUGCUGCGCGAUUAUUGGUUGAGUGGACCGUAUGGUUUGAAUUGGACGUAUCUCUGGAAUGUGAACAUGCCAAAACUGCAUAUUUUCUUACUUAUCUUGGCAUUCUUUGUUGGCGUAUGGGCAGUUAUGCUUGCAGUGCUGAGUCAUUUUAGCAAGACACAUACGUGGCUGCUCCCAGUGUUUGCAGUUGGUCUAGGUGCUCCGAGAUGGUGUCAGAUGCUUUGGGGAACAUCGUCGCUGGCGACUUACGUCCCAUGGGGUGGAAAUGCUGGCCCGUAUCUUGGCGUUGGUUUAUGGUUGUGGCUUGGUGUCCUUGAUGCCGUUCAAGGUGUUGGUCUCGGAAUGAUCCUACUUCAAACCCUUUCCCGACUACACGUCACCGCAACACUCGCGUUCUCUCAGAUUAUUGGAUCUGCGGUGGUCAUGAUAGCUCGUGCCACUUCACCGGACGGAGUGGGACCUGGACCUGUCUUUCCAAACCUUGGAACAUGGAAUCCUGCUACGGACGGCUUGAAGGGAUCACCUAUAGUAGAACCUUUGUUCUGGGUUGCGCUGGGAUGUCAACUCAUCAUUGUUGCUGGCUACUUUUGGUUUUAUCGUCGGGAAGAGCUUGCACGACCUUGA